AUGGCUGGCAAUUCAGUCCUCGGCCCUGCGCUGCGACGCCUUUGCAGAGACAUACCACAAAAGCAAUGCCGGACCUUUUCAUCAACCACAUGCGAUGCUGCAACAGUGCGCACUCCCAACAUCAGUCGUCAGUUACAAAAGGCCAUGAGCAAGCAAAAGAGUCUCUCAGGACAAAUGAAGAAGAUGGGCAGAGGCCAAAUGGGCGACGACUUCGGCCUCCUCCCAGAAACACUCAUCAAACCCGAACGCAAGAACUUACCCUCAAUUCUCUCCAAGCGAUGGCAGAGAAGAAUACAAAUUGAAUGGCUAGCUUUCAAACAAAAAGUCCAAGCUUUCGUUGCCCUAGUCCUUUCCAACCGAUGGCAAGUAAAGAAAGACCCACUAACCAACCGGGCCCUCGUCCUCCCCCUCCUCCUUCGCGAACGCUACGCCAAAGCCCGCGAACUCCACCGCGAACUGUACAAAGCCAUCGCAGAAGGCGACAACGACACCAUCCGGCGCAUCUCCUGCACCGGCCUCAAACGCUCCCUCCAGAUUCGCCUUGACCAACGCAAGGCCAUGAAAAUGCCCCCCGAAACCUGGGAUGUUGAGUACAGAGGUCUGACGAACGACGACAAACUCUACUGGUGGAUCACCGCGCUCAUCCCACCGCGCUUCCGAUCGACGCAAAUCAUAACCGAUCGUUCAGCUCAGCUGCCAGUGGGUACCGACUCAUCAGCGCGGCAAGUCGUUGUGAAGAUCAAGACCAAGCAGACGUUGGAUAAAAACGACGGCAAAGGGCCCAAGACAGUGAAUAAGGACGAAUAUGUGGUCCUACAGAGGCUGAGGUUUGAUGGUGAGGAGGAUGAUUGGCAGAUCUGGGGGACGACGAGCCCGAGUAGCGAAGAAGACAUCAAUGCGAUUUUGAGCGAGAAUGCGUCAGCUGCAAGGAGAAAGAUGACGUUCAUGGAAAGACUGAGAGAUCAGGGUGCACAAUUUGCGCAAAGAUUCGGGUCAAAAGCUGGUUCAUAA
Messenger RNA from Lithohypha guttulata, 1011 nucleotides. RefSeq lists its product as uncharacterized. The coding region runs from base 1 to 1011 and encodes 336 amino acids. The transcript is spliced from 2 exons. NCBI's taxonomy places the organism in Eukaryota, Fungi, Ascomycota, Eurotiomycetes, Chaetothyriales, Trichomeriaceae. Gene Ontology annotation, cellular component: mitochondrion. The record is from RefSeq and is a predicted model, not a curated record.